Molecule: messenger RNA, 2211 nt
Organism: Trichomonas vaginalis G3
Lineage: Eukaryota; Parabasalia; Trichomonadida; Trichomonadidae
Product: ubiquitin protein ligase protein
Exons: 1
Coding region: 1-2211 (736 amino acids)
Source: RefSeq, a predicted model, not a curated record
AUGAAAUGUUUCGCAACAUUGCUUCAAAUUACAAAAUCCGUUGAAAUAUUUGAAAAGUUUACAAAUGAUUUACAAAAUGACGAAAAUACUUCUAUUCCAACAAUGAUCAGAAACAUAUGGAAGAAAGUUUAUACAAUGAGAAGAAAUGCCGUGGAUGCAAAUCAGAACACAAAUGCUAACUCUAAAUCAUCAGAUCUCAAAAGCAACUUUUCAGAAUUUUCAAAUGAUUUCACAACAAAAACAAAAUUUGUUUUGCUAAGUAAAAUCGAAAAUGAUUUUGAAGAAGUCUUCAAAUUCAUUUCAUCCAAAUAUAGAUUUAAAUUCAUUUUGGAAACAUCUCAAAAAUUGAAUGAUAGAAACAUUUUAAGAAUCAAGUCAAUUGAUUAUUUAAUCGACACUAUUCCGAAACUUGAUUCGGAUAAUGAGUUCUUCUUGGUAUCAAAUUUGGGUUCAGAUUUCCAUAGAUGUGAUAAAUGCGAUAUUAAAACAUAUAAUGAACUCCAAGAUAAAAUUACAAAACUUUAUGAAUUCAUGAAAGCUAGAACUGAUGUUGUAACUAAUUAUAAUUUUCUUGCUUAUUCAAUGCAUGUUACUUGCCCAUAUAAUACAUUAGAAAAAGCUAUCAAAAGCAGCAAAGAUAAGGUAAGAGAAAUUUCAUGGAUUGUUAUGUAUAGAAAUGCAAUUAUAACAAAAGGUGAAGAUUACUUGAAUGGAUUAAUUCAAAUUUCACAAAAAGGUGAUUCAGAAAGUCGUAAAUUGAAAGCAUUAGCCAUAUUGCAACGUCUCAAUGGUCCUUUACCAGAUAUGAAGAGCUUAAUUGAGUCAUUUUCUAAAGACAAAAAUAGAUAUCUUUAUAUUAAUCUUUCUACAAAAGAAACAAAUAAUGAACAAGAUAUUUCAUAUCUCAAGCUAUUUUUCAACAUGUUCUUGGAUACAAUUGGCAACUAUGUUACAAAGCAAGGCGGAUUAAUCUCAGUUAUUGAUGAACUUGUAAGUUUCAUUAGAUUACUUUUGAAAAGUAAAAGUUCAGCAAAACACGAAAUUGUUUCGAAUUUAAUUCAUGAGACUCUUAGAGGAUUAUCGCCAAAUUUCAAUAAUGCUCAGCUUGGUUUAUUUGUCGUGUUAGGCGUUGGCGGAUUUCCAGAGUUUUCACUGCAUUAUUUCAAAAAUGGAAAGGUUGAUUAUAUGACAUAUAAAAUGAAAGGAUCAAUUCCUUCAGCAAGAGUUCCUUUCGAUCCAAACACAUUCCACAUUACUAAAGAAGAAGCUGAAAACUUCGAAAAAGUGUUUGAGUACAUUAUAAAAAUGAGCAAGGAAGUUAUUCCUGAAAAAAGAAAAUUAGAAAUUCAAUUAUUUUUGACAUCCUUUGUUUGUAUUUUAGAAAACAGAGAAAAUUGUAUGUUUUUCUCUGAUAGUUUCAUUGAAACUCUUGAUGAAACAAUGAAAGUUAAGAUUCAAAAUUACCCAUUUAAGGAGUUUUAUUUAGAUAAUUCUUACAUUCCAAUUAAACGCCCUUACUCUGGUACGUAUUGCGGAAGACAUGUGUUUUAUGAAGGUGGAAUCUACACUAUUGUUGAAGAAAAGAUAUCUAAAAUUAGAUUUGAAAAUGAAGUCGGAUUUUUUGUUGAAAUGAAACCAAGUCUUGCUCAUAUAAUUGAAGAUUCAAAUCUCAAUCGUAAUGAUUACUUUAAAGUAAAAGUAGAUCCCGAUGCUAUAGUAGUUGUCUUCACCAGACUAUGUUUACUCAAUCUUUGGAAUGCUGGUAAGUACCAAAAUCCGUAUUUGUUAUACAAAUGUCUAUUUUCAUUUUCCAAAAACAGAUUGGAAUUGAAAAAUCCAUUCUCCUCAGAAAAUUUCGAGAAUUUAUCAAUAUUAAAUAUGAAGAGCUACAAAUGGUUUAUCAACAAAAAGAUUGUUGAAAACUUUGGAGAUGUUUGCAAAUCAGCUAUUUCUUUUUACAAGAAUGCAUUGUGUUACAGUUCGGGGGUUGAUAAAACUGAACGUAAUUCAAACUUUUUAUUCCUUUAUAAAAAAGAAGAUCAAAGAUCUGAUAUAAUUAUUGUAGAUCAUACACCUAAAAAAGAUAAUGAUACCCACAUAUCAAGAAAUGGGUAUUGGACUCCAAUUCAUAUAUAUCCUGAAGAAAUUUCGAUCAAUGAACAUUACAAACCAAGAAAAUUGCAUGAUAUAUUUAAAUACUGUUUGUUCUGA